ACGAAAGUCAGAGCUACUCGGCAUCCCAUGCAGCAGGUGAUCUCGUGGUGCUUGGGAAGGAGCGCGCUACUGGCACAUCGCGACGAGAAAAGGUGAAACCUGCAGAAAAACCCCGUGACUUACAAACCUCGGUGAUAAAUACCAGGGCAGUAGCCAGCCUCCGUCACAGUGCGGGAGUACGAGAAUGCGCUUCGUAUGCACAGGGAAACUUUACGCAGCGCUUACCAGUGCCCGCUACCGAAACUCAGUUUGGAAAUAAAAGUAGAACACACAUUUGUAUCAUAAUAUAACACGCGCUUGUAACACAUACAUUUAAAACCAUAAAUUAACGUAGUUAGGCGACCGGUGACGCAACAGGCAGUUGGAAGUUUGCGCACUUUUUGUAAGUUGAAUGCUCCAGUUGCGCGUCUCAGAGAAAGGCGUAAUCGGAAUUGAGAAGGGAUAUCAGUUGAGUUGAUAGGAACGGCUCAGAAAUCGAGUCGAACCCAAGGCUGUGCUCAUCCUGCCCAAGCUCCAACCGUAGCCACCCCUGACCUGCGGAUUCGAGUGAAACGGGUGAGAAUUUCACGUUGAGAAACCAUGGAAACACGUAUGGGACCAAUGGGCAUGUUGCGGAGAACUAAGAACAACAUUCGGAAGGAAAAAGCUGUGCUUGCAUAGGCUCCCACGACAAAGAAGCUGACGUUCUCCUGUCCUCACUCGCUGCCCUCCUCCUCCUUCUCCAUCCCUGCCCCUCACCUCAUCAACUCAGUUACACUCCCCUGACAAUAUGGAGAUCUUAGACUUUGUGUCUCUUGCUGACAAACUCAACCACACAGCCUCCCCCGUAGUUGGCAGCUCUGUGGCCAAUGUCUCCACGAACGGAUCUGGCACGACUGUGCCCUUCCAGAGCAGCAGUACCAUGGUGACGGCGGUGAUCUCCUUCACCGUGUUCAUCCUGGGCCUGACGGGCAACACGCUGGCCAUCUACGUCAUCCUGCGCUACGCCAAGAUGAAGACCGUCACCAACCUGUACAUCCUCAACCUGGCGGUGGCCGAUGAGCUCUACAUCCUGGGCCUCCCCCUGAUCACCACGCAGAACGUGCUCUCCUAUUGGCCCUUCGGCUCCUUCCUCUGCCGCGUUGUCAUGACGGCCGACUCCAUCAACCAGUUCACCAGCAUCUUCUGCCUGACGGUCAUGAGCAUCGACCGCUACCUGGCCGUGGUCCGCCCCAUCCAGAGCGUCCGCUGGCGACGGCCACGGGUCGCCAAGUUCAUCAACGCCCUGGUGUGGACGCUGUCCAUCGUGGCCAUGCUGCCCGUCAUCAUCUUCUUAAAAGUUCAGGAUGAGCUGAACACCUGCAACUUAAGCUGGCCAGAGCCUCAGGAGAUCUGGUCCAUGGCCUUCAUCCUCUACACGGCCACCUUGGGGUUCUUCUGCCCCCUGCUGGUCAUCUGCAUGUGUUACCUGCUGAUCGUGUUCAAGGUGAAGUCGGCGCGGGUGCGGGCCGGCUUCACCACGCGCCGGCGGUCAGAGAGGAAGGUGACGCGCAUGGUGGUGAUCAUGGUGGUGGUCUUCGUCCUCUGCUGGCUGCCCUUCUUCUUCAUCAACAUGGUGAACCUGGUCUCCAUCCUGCCAGAGAACAACGUGACGGCCGGCGUCUACUUCUUCUCCGUCAUCCUCACCUACGUCAACAGCUGCGCCAACCCGCUGCUGUACGGCUUCCUGUCCGAGAACUUCAAGCAGAGCUUCCGCAGGGCGCUGUGCAUCAACAGGACCGGCAGGCCGGAGAACGGGAACGCCACCACGCAGCAGACCAAGGAGACCAACACCAUCGUUCCCUUAAGGAACCACGACUUAAAAAACCACGUGCAGAACAGCCAGGUGCAGGGACCAUCUGAGGAACCACUGGCUAUUGACCAGUCAAAGUUAUGAGCUGCGCAGCCCAGAAGCAUCCUUCACCGGCUUGCCAACCUGACCUCUGACCUUAAACAAUGGUAAGCAGGAAGUGAAGACACUGAUCCACUUCCUGUAGGUUGCUGAGGUCUGCACAGACCCCUUUCCCCCCGGUGUUCAUUCACAAAUAACUUUGCUGUGAUGCCCCCCUGGCAGUGAUGUCUGCGAAAUGAGGAAGAAUUAGACGGACUUUGCGCCAAUCUUCAAACGAAUGGAACAGAUAAAAAUGUGUUUGUAGAUAUCUCUCAAAUGUGCGUGGAUAUCUUCAUAUACAGUACAUAUGCGAUUCAGAGAAGACACACUCACAGACACAAAUUUUGGUUUGCAUCUGGUAUGCAUGAUUCUCUCAAAAUGAACGAUGGUGUAAAAGUCACAGACUGAUUGUUGUUUCUGCUCAUGUGAGUGUGAAUUACGUUACAUCAUCUUUAUUUUCCUGACUUUGCGGCCUUUAUAAACAUCAUCAUGAAGCUCCCUGCCCCUUCUCAAACAAAAUUUUAAUUUGAAAGACCCCGCAAUGUGGCGACACCCAUCGUCCCAAACCCUAAUGUAACAACGCAAAAUCACAUCCAUUGAGACCUUAGCAGACAGUGCCUUUUCUGUUGUUUCGGUGAAGUUUCUGGUCCAUUCUUGUCUUUUAUUUCUGGCAGUUACUGUACAUUCAAUGAAUGAAAGAAACUGCAGGUCUCACUGCGGUGUUUGGAACUGCACGUCUCACUGCGGUGUUUGAAACUGCACGUCUCGCUGCGGUGUUUGGAAGUGCACAUCUCACUGCGGUGUUUGGAAGUGCACAUCUCACUGCGGUGUUUGGAAGUGCACGUCUCGCUGCGGUGUUUGGAAGUGCACGUCUCACUGCGGUGUUUGGAAGUGCACGUCUCGCUGCGGUGUUUGGAAGUGCACGUCUCACUGCGGUGUUUGGAGUCCCUGAGGUUAAAGCCGUGUGUCGCACCCCGUUUGUUCCUCGCCGAUGUUCACAGAACUUUUGCGCCUCGGUGCCCGCUGAGAGCCGUUAGCUGAGACGGCUACACCCGCGGCUCUGCUCAGGCUGCCCUCAUGGCCUGGCCGGUCCUGGCCGCUCUGUUAGACUGCCCUCGUGGCCUGGCCGGUCUGUCAGACUGCCCUCAUGGCCUGGCCGGUCCUGGCCGCUCUGUUAGACUGCCCUCGUGGCCUGGCCGGUCUGUCAGACUGCCCUCAUGGCCUGGCCGGUCUGUCAGACUGCCCUCAUGGCCUGGCCGGUCUGUCAGACUGCCCUCAUGGCCUGGCCGGUCUGUCAGACUGACCUCACGGCCUGGCCGGUCCUGGCCGGUCUGUCAGACUGCCCUCAUGGCCUGGCCGGUCUGUCAGACUGACCUCGUGGCCUGGCCGGUCUGCUCAGACUGCCCUCGCGGCCUGGCCGCUUGUCGCCGUGAGGUCCUUGUUCUCUCUCUCACGUGCACAUUUUCUUCCCCAAGGACUUGGCCCGCUAAGGAUGGUCACAGAGACCUGUAGGGACAGGGCUGGUUCCUGCCCUACACAGGAUCAGACUUUCUAACAUUCCCCCCCCCAUACGUGGCAUCGCUCUCCUAACAUUUUCAAUGCUCUGUUGUUCUUUGACUUUACAAUGUUACAUGUACCGCCUGUUCUGAUGUUCUCCUCCUCGUUUGGAAUGCGUGCAUUCAUAAGGAGCAGACAUUAUGAACAGGUUAUGAAAUGCAUUUAUUCACACCGUUGUUGCAGUCAGUCGGCUGUGUUAAGUGGUGGCGUUAUUGUUUUUCCUUUCUGUUGGAAUUAUUUCAAAAUAACACAGUUUUGUGUCUUAGUUAUGUGAAUAUAAUGGGCCUUCUGUUUUUUUGUUUUGUUUUUUUAGUUAAAUUCGUUUUGUCUUGUCAAGCAUGUAUCGUGUGGGGAGAUGGACAAAGGACAGAAAUGUGAAGUUCAAAAGGCCACGAUUGUUUUCUUCUACUAAAAUUGUGUGGAAUGUUCUUUGUGCAGAGAACUUUUUGAAUCCAUAAAUCUUCUGGCACAAAUGGUCACAUGCCUCUUUGUGAUGUGUGUGGCUACUGUGUUCUGUGUGUUUGUGGUUUAUGUGGAAAUUGUAAUAAAUGAAACCCACUCUGAAUUAAGUCGUGCUACAGUUGGGUAAAUCCACAUCCCACUUCUCCUAAUGAAUUUUAAUAUGUGUGGGGACUUGGAGUUGCCCGGUGUUCGCUCUUGGUCUUGCAUAUGUAAAUACUUUGAACAAGUGAGGCAAGUGUUGCUGUAUUUUUUUUACUUCUGUGGCAGAAUGUGUAUUUGUUUGUGUGUAUGUACAGUAUGUGUUUUGCGACAACCAACUUGUAGUAUAUGUUAGCAUGUAUAUGUGUGGAGAGAGUGUGUUAGCGGUUACGAAUAGGAUUCCAGAUUCAUACAUAAAUUUCAGUUACAGGGUGGAUUGCAGGGAUACCUUUGGCAAAUAUCUUUGGCGAAAGAUUUUGUUCUGCUUCAGUUUGAAUAAAAUUGUAAUGGACUAAAAAAUCACUGAGCAAAAUUCUCUCUGCUUUUAACAGUGGGUCUAAUUUUCUGCAAAUUAUAUGCAGUGCACAGAUGGGAGGCACGAGACAUGAGUUUUCAUUUCUUUUGAGGUCAUCUGAGAGAGUUUAAUAAAGCUUUUAAGAAUAAAUUUUGCAAUUUGGCAAUUUGAUCUGUAAUACACAUCUCCCUUCCCAGUAGUUAAAAUGAAACAUUAAAGAAUGUUCCUCAACAGAAAAUUUAUUAACUGAUCUGUCAAAAUUUAUCUGGAAACCAUAGAAACAAAUUUCCAA
Molecule: messenger RNA, 4713 nt
Organism: Anguilla rostrata (American eel)
Lineage: Eukaryota; Metazoa; Chordata; Actinopteri; Anguilliformes; Anguillidae
Product: somatostatin receptor type 5-like
Exons: 3
Coding region: 770-1915 (381 amino acids)
Biological process (GO): neuropeptide signaling pathway; cellular response to glucocorticoid stimulus; regulation of insulin secretion
Cellular component (GO): neuron projection; plasma membrane
Molecular function (GO): somatostatin receptor activity; neuropeptide binding
Source: RefSeq, a predicted model, not a curated record